UGUUUAAAGCACACUCAAGGCAAACAGAGACAUUUUAUCUUAUCUGAGCAGUGUUUCAAGUGAUCCCCUAACGGCAAUCGCGCCAUGAAAUAGCCAGAUUAAUUGUCUUUUUGCACCGAGCGUGAGUGGUUGCACGUUACAAUGAAGCUUCUCUGCUGGUUGGUCGUUGGGUUUGUUUCGUUUACCCUAUCUCGAGCCGAUUUUGUGGAGUGUGAUUUAGACCUGGACGAUCCAGCAAUACUGAGCCAGCUGCCCCCAGAGUGUCAGAACGUGAACGAAGCGACCAAAGCGUUGAUGCUGACGGAAGCGGCAAGCUUCAAACAGUUCCACCAGAAGCUAUCCGAGUACGAAGCCGCCCAAGCACCCGAGGAUGGCGACGGACUCCACAUGGAUAUGGAGUUCCGGAACGAGCUGUACGCAGCCGCCAAUCUGCACACGUGUCUGAACGGGACCGAAUCACUCGACGCUUACAUACGGUGCGUAACGGACAGGCGCCAAAUAAUGCUCGAUAUGCUGGAGCAGCACACCGCAACAGGAUCCCCCCCAGCAGCUUUAUGAGUUGGUGGGGGUGUAAAGUUGAUCGAUCGCCGUAACGCGCUCGUCGCGUUUGUUCAGCUUGGCCGAAUCGAACUGUAUCAGUAUGAUCAUGAACGAGAGGAGCGCGACAAAGAUCUGCAAACGGAAGGUGAGAACGAGGAUGAUCGUGUAGAAACACACCCCCCGGCCGCUUACCGAGGAUAGUGAAGACAGCUCGAGCUUCAGCAAACCGCAGGCUGUCGGGACGCUCCGCUUUCUGCCCAGCGUCAGCAAUCGCAGGAGUUCCAUCUGCUGUGGAGAUGCGAAAUAGUUUACAGUUUAGCUACAAUCUUCCCCUCUCCGGGGUAACUCCUUUCUGUCCUAAUACCUGAUCCUCACCAACCGUCGCUGCUUUGCCGCUGUGAGACAAUUCGAAUAAAAUAGUGCCAAAGCGCAUUUGCUGCAAGAGACAAA
This is a messenger RNA of Anopheles arabiensis, 990 nucleotides long. RefSeq lists its product as uncharacterized. The transcript has 2 exons. The coding region runs from base 142 to 558 and encodes 138 amino acids. The record is from RefSeq and is a predicted model, not a curated record. Lineage: Eukaryota; Metazoa; Arthropoda; Insecta; Diptera; Culicidae.